Messenger RNA from Punica granatum (pomegranate), 1671 nucleotides. The record is from RefSeq and is a predicted model, not a curated record. NCBI's taxonomy places the organism in Eukaryota, Viridiplantae, Streptophyta, Magnoliopsida, Myrtales, Lythraceae.
AUAAAAAAAAAAAACUCUCAAACUGCAACCUUUCACGUGCGCCGCUGAGAAAGUCUCCACAGUGUUCCACUCGCGGUUGCGGCGAUCAUCUUCCUCUUCCGCCCGCCGGAGCAAUCGUUCUAUUCCACUCGAAGCAGUUACUCUCUGCUUCAGCUGCGCUCGAUACUGCUCGAUCGCGUCGGCUCUCACAAGGACACAACAUGUCGAAGGAACCAGUGAAUGUGAAUGAGUUCCAAGAAUUGGCUAGGCAGGCCCUUCCGAAGAUGUACUAUGAUUACUACUCCGGAGGAGCUGAGGACCAGCACACACUUAAAGAGAACGUUGAAGCAUUUCAGAGGAUAUUGUUUCGGCCGAGAGUUCUUGUAGAUGUUAGCAGAACUAAUCUCUCAACUAAUAUACUGGGGUAUAGUGUACCAUCACCUGUCAUGAUCGCUCCAACCGCAAUGCACAAGCUCGCUCAUUAUGAAGGCGAAGUCGCUACUGCCAGAGCAGCCGCUGCCUGUAAUACCAUCAUGGUAUUAUCUUAUAUGUCCACAUGCACCGUGGAGGAGGUUGCUUCCAGCUGCAAUGGCAUUCGAUUCUUUCAAGUAUAUGUAUACAAGAGACGUGAUAUAACAGCUCAGUUAGUACUAAGAGCUGAAAGAAGUGGAUACAAGGCUAUUGUCCUCACUGUUGAUGCUCCCAGACUUGGCAGAAGAGAGCAUGACAUUAAGAAUAAAAUGAUAGCACCACAGUUGAAGAAUUUUGAAGGUCUGAUAUCCACUAAAGUCACCUCUGAUGAGGGUUCAAAUUUACAGGCUUUUGCUGAUGGUACAUUCGAUGCUUCCCUUUCAUGGAAGGAUAUUGACUGGGUAAAAUCCAUCACCACCUUGCCAAUUAUUAUCAAGGGGGUUCUUACUCGUGAAGAUGCAAUUAAAGCCAUGGAAGUAGGCGUGGCUGGGAUAGUCGUGUCUAACCAUGGAGCUCGCCAGCUCGAUUAUACUCCAGCAACGAUAUCUGUUCUGGAAGAGGUUGUUCAAGCGGUUAAAGGAAGAGUCCCGGUGUUUGUUGAUGGUGGAAUACGGCGAGGGACCGAUAUUUUCAAGGCAUUAGCCCUUGGUGCACAAGCUGUCCUCAUUGGGCGGCCUGUCGUGUAUGGCUUAGCGGCGAAAGGCGAGUAUGGGGUGAGACGGGUUAUUGAGCUGCUCAAGGAUGAGCUUGAGCUGACCAUGGCACUCUCGGGCUGCCCACGUCUAAAGGACAUUACAAGGAAUCAUAUAAUGACAGAGCGCGACCGACCUCGAUGUAUGCUAUGAUAAGUUAUUCGGCCAAGCUUGAGAGUAGACCCUAGUUCGCUAUUGAUGUGUUAAUAAAUGUAUUCAUGUCUGUAAUUUAACGCUGUGUAACUCAUCGAAGUUGUUUAGCUUCAUUACCGUGGGAGGAUUAGCCCAGUGGAUUGAUAGGAAGAUAAGUCGGCAAUUCAUUUGUUGGCAUCAUGAACCUCAGUGGGGUGUCUUCAUUUAGUAAAUCGUGCAGGUGUACACAGGCCUAUUUCUGGUACUUUUGGUAGUAGCCGGACUCAUGUUGUAAUCCGGUGGGAAGCAUUUCGUGGCCAAAACGAGCCAAAUGCCUCAAUAAGGAGGGACUACCUUGUGCUCUCACCGGAAGAGAAUGAAAUAAUGUUCUACUCGA